GAGCUUGCUCGUUUGUGCUCUCUCUCUCUGUGUCUGCCCUGCACAAUUUGAUUGCCGAUGGGGGGAACUUAAGAUUGAGAGAGAGAGAGAGAGAGAGAAAGAGAGAGGAAAAGUGGCAGAGCUCAUCAGCAGCUGUUGCAGUGGCAGCAGUAGCAGGAAGGGAAGGGAAGGGAAGGGAAAGGAGGAGCUUGAGUGUCGAGGCUGGUGGGAAAAGCCGUGGGCGGAGGAAGGCACUUCCGUUAUCGGCGUGCGAAUCCAAGAGUGAGAGCGAGAGGAACGGAUUGAGAGAGAGAGCCUGGACCAGUUUUUUAUUUAUUUCCAUGGUCUGGAUGUUCGAAAAAGAAGCAUCGCUUUUGAAGGAGGAGAGUGAGACUCUACCUCAGCCUGUAUCUGCGCCAAGCUCGGGCCAUGGGCAGACGAGGCGGCAAGCUGAUUAGAAUCAUGGAGCAGCAGCAGCAGCAGCAGCAGCAGCGAGGGGAAUAGGAUGGGAAUUUCGGAACAGAGGCCGGUUGAUGAGGCGGCUGCGUGCGACUUGCAAGAGCAGGCGCUGCCCAGCGCAGAGCGAUAAACCUCGGCACAAGGCAGGCAUGAGUAUCAGGAAUCUGCCAGGGACGGGACGAUGAGACGUGGGGACAGUCUCACGGGGAGCAAGAUGGAUGACUGAGCAAGUCGACUAGUUCCGGAACCGGAUACGAUUGUGUUGUCGAUGAGGUGAAAGAGACUUUUGAUGAGUCGGUGAGAGCUUCGAUUCUGGCGCAUCGUCCUGACCUGAGGAACCCGACCUCCAAGGGUCCAAGGGCGUCUGCCAUUGAGUCCAUUUCUGUGUCCAAAACCUUCAUGGGGACCAGACUGCCCCUCGAGGCCUAGCGGGCUGAAAAAGUAGCCGGAACAGUCGGUUUGAUCAAUCCUCGAUCUCUGCAGUAGGUCGCCGGCGCAUCCCCUCUGCCCUGUCGGCUGCCAAAAUUCUUGCGCUGCUGGGGUUUAUCGCAUGAGCAGCGAGUCACUUCGCGCGCCUCCGGUUCUGGACGAGAGCAAAUUUUCCAGGUGUUGGGAUUAGGCUCAGAGCCAAGAAGAGCGCAAAGCACUCGCGAAGAGUUGCGCCGAAGGGGUAGUGGAGGGGAAGAAUAUGGCAAUUGAUCCGGAAGGGAUGGCGGGCGAGAGUCGCGAGCGGGCGAGAUUUCAAGUCCAUGGAGGCAGGAGCUAGAAGGCGACGAGGGAGGCUUCUUCGUCGUGCGGAGAGAAGAGACGAGGGGCGGAAUGGGCACCAACCGCUUCACCGGCAAUUGCAAGAAGGGCCCGAGGUUGAUUCUGCGCAACCUGAUGAAAGGAUGCUGGACGCCGAACGAGGUGGCUCCGAUGAGGAAGAUAGUGGAGGAGGAGAAGCUGAGCGAGCUGUCGCUGCUGAAUUCGCUGCCCGAGGACCUGUGGCUGGAAUGUCUGGCGCGAGUGCCGCGCAGCUCGCUGCAGACGUCGAUGAUGGUGUGCCAGAAGUGGCGGCACACGCUGAAAUCGGGCGAGUUUUACGAAGUGCGGAGGAAAAUUGGCAUGGUGGAGAAUUUGCUCUUCGUCUUCGGAGGGGCGGGCACGGGCCUCGCGUCGGCCGUGUACUGCAAGAGCUCGGGCGGGUGGAAGGCCGGGCUGCUGUGCACUGUGCGAGCGCUGGAAGAGAACGACUGGCUGCUGAAUUACCACAACGCCGAUCACUGCCUGCUGCACGCGCAGCCGGCCGUGGUCAAGCACCGGAUUUUCGUGCUCGGGGCCAUCCCAUCCUGCGCUGCCGUGGGCGAGCGCGAGUGCACCAUCGUGUACGACGCAUGGACCAAAACCCUCACUCGAGGCGCGCCCAUGAUUCAUCCGCGCAAAAAAUUCGCCUGCUGCGUAAUCGCCAACCGGAUUUACGUCGCCGGGGGCUGCAGCCGCGACGAAUUGAGCCAGGAAGCAUUGAUGGAUGCCGAGGAGUACGACCCGGAGCUCGACCUCUGGAAGCCCAUCCCCAACAUGCCCAAGAAACGCUACGGCUGCCUCGGGGCGGCGGUGAAUGGCAUUUUCUACGUGAUCGGAGGCUUGAAGCUCAGCAGUAUGUCGGGUUUGUGUAUGCAACCGUACGCGUAUGUGGGCUCCAUGGAUUCCUACAACCCUAGAACCAACUCGUGGCUCAAAACCAAGAGCCUGCCCAUGGGAGGGUGCGUCAUCGCUUGCACGGUGGUGAGAUCUUCGAUCUACAUGCUCUCGAGCUUGGCAGUGGAGCUGUCAUUUUGGAAGUACGAUACCGAGAACGAGCUUUUCAGCAAGAUAAAUUCCCCGCCCAUUCCCUCGCCUCUGAGGAUCGACAAUUAUCUCAAGUUCUCGUGCGUGACUAUAGAAACUUCCGUGUAUAUUAUCCAAGUCGGAGGAUCCAUCGACGAUCUCUUGCGCCGGAGUGGCCGCCAUGGCCGGGGUCUCAAGGAGGGUCUCGUGCUCAUCUACGACACGAUUUCCGAGGAAUGGUCCAGGGGACCCGAUUUGCCGUAUGUGAAAAAUGGGGCGACGUGCGCUGUUGUCUUAUGCUGAUGCAAAUUCGCCUGCCCCAUUCUCCCGGACGACGAAAGCCAUAGACCCACAGAUGUGCAGUCGUUUCCAUUGACACCGAGCCGCAUCUGGAGACGAGACGACAGAGUAGGGAGUCUCUAAGGUUUCAGAGUAACCUCAGAACCGACCGACGGUAGACAGAAAUUCAGAGAAACCUCUUCAGGUGAUGCUUGGAUUCUGUCUCAUGGAAUCCACGGAUUUGUUUCCUAUUUUUGAUCCUAUUUUCCAAGUUCAAUCUGUUGUGAUUUCUUUGACCCAGUUCAGUCCCUGUGUUUGAAAGCCUUGUACUCUAUAUUCAUUCGGCACCAAAAGCACUCAGGAGGUAGGAAGUAGGGCCUUCCGGAAGCUUUUAUAGUCGCCCACUUCCCAUGGCUUGUUGCAAAGAGGCUAAAGAGCCUCACGAUCAUAUGAUUAAUUUCAACGAAAAUGAAACAUACCUCGUUCUCCUCAAGUCCAAUUGGCACGGAGAUUUUCAAGUCCA
Messenger RNA from Marchantia polymorpha subsp. ruderalis, 3049 nucleotides. Lineage: Eukaryota; Viridiplantae; Streptophyta; Marchantiopsida; Marchantiales; Marchantiaceae. The record is from the annotation of a GenBank genome assembly.